UUCACAUUUUUGUACUCUACUUUAAAGCCCAAACCCUAAUUUUCCAAACACCUUGUACCUUACGUUAAGCCCUAAUCAUAUAUAAUCCAGAAAAGAAGAGGCUGGUGGACCGUGGUUUCGAAUACUGAAACAAUAGCAGCGGAGAUGAUGUCGGAUCUUCCAAGGGACAUGGAGGAGGAGGUGCUCUCUAAGCUUCCGAUGACAUCUCUGAGAAGAGUUCGAUUCACCUGCAAAAGGUGGAACAACACUUUAUCAAAGGAUCGGAGCUUUACAAAAAAGUACAGAGAUGAAGCAGCAAAGCGGAAGGAGUAUCAGGUGGUGAUGAUGCUCGAAUACAAGGUUUACUUGAUGAGCAUCAAUCUCUUCAAUCCAUCCCCAUCUAUAGAGCCUAUUGGUAAACUCGUUAGCCUAGACAACGCUGCUCAUGAUGGAGUCGACAUAAUUAAAAUCUUUCACUGCGAGGGUUUGUUGUUAUGCGUUACCAAAGACAGAACUAGGCUUGUUGUUUGGAACCCUUUUAGUGGACAAACAAGGUGGAUCCAACCCAGAGAUUCUUACCACAUAUAUGAUAGAUACGCCCUCGGAUACGAGAAUAAGAUCAAGUACUCCCAGCGUAGCCACAAAGUCUUGAGAUUUGUGUAUGGUUACUACGGGAAACCAAAGGGCCCCCCAGUAUGUGAGUGUGAAAUCUUUAGUUUAAACUCCAACUCUUGGAAGGUUGUUGAUUUCAAUCCAGACUGGCAUAUACAUCUUUUUUACAGUGGCUUGUCUCUCAAGGGCAAUACUUACUUGUUUGCUGAAGAGAAGCUUGCACUACAAGAAAGAACAGGAAGACUCUUUUUACUCUGUUUCAACUUUACAACAGAGAGUUUUGGACCGCGUCUGCGUCUGCCUUUCCGUGGUCGCUAUGGAGAUACAUUGUCUCUGUCUAGCGUUCGAGAAGAGCAGCUUGCUGUCUUGUUUCAGAAAAUUGGUGCAUACACCUUGAAGAUUUGGAUUAGUAGCAAGGUUGGUCCCAAUGCAGUGUCGUGGAACAAGGUGUUCCUAUCGGUUGAUAUGAAACCGUUAAUCGGUUCUCGGUUUCAGAAUUUUUCUGCAAGUUUCUUUGUUGAUGAGAAGAAGAAGGUCGUUGUUGUUAUUGAUAUUAGAGCUUAUAAUUCGACUUUUCGUAAUUUGGCUUACGUUAUUGGCGAAAAUGGAUACUUCAAAACUGUGGAUCUAGGAGAUUCUGCAAACAGUAAUUGCUGGUCGCCAAUUGUGUGCUCUUAUGUUCCAAGCUCGGUGAAAAUCUAGCAGGCUGCAGCACCAGGCAACAUCUUAUUAACUUGUUUUCGUCGUCUUUAGUUAUUAUUUUCUUUGCCAUUUGCGAUUGUUAAUUUGUAUCUUCCAACAUUUCUAUGAAACACUCUGAACUCUGCUCUCUGGACUCUUUUUAAUAGUUACCUGAUG
Molecule: messenger RNA, 1449 nt
Organism: Raphanus sativus (radish)
Lineage: Eukaryota; Viridiplantae; Streptophyta; Magnoliopsida; Brassicales; Brassicaceae
Product: F-box/kelch-repeat protein At3g16740-like
Exons: 1
Coding region: 145-1293 (382 amino acids)
Molecular function (GO): protein binding
Source: RefSeq, a predicted model, not a curated record